This is a messenger RNA of Artibeus jamaicensis (Jamaican fruit-eating bat), 3692 nucleotides long. RefSeq names its product Wnt family member 9A (gene WNT9A). Lineage: Eukaryota; Metazoa; Chordata; Mammalia; Chiroptera; Phyllostomidae. Gene Ontology annotation, molecular function: frizzled binding; cytokine activity. The transcript has 4 exons. The record is from RefSeq and is a predicted model, not a curated record. Gene Ontology annotation, biological process: canonical Wnt signaling pathway; multicellular organism development; neuron differentiation. Gene Ontology annotation, cellular component: extracellular region. Bases 120 to 1214 code for a protein of 364 amino acids.
GGGCCCAGCUGGCGGCCCCGCCCCCGGCCUGGCGCUCCGGGCGCUAUAAGAGGGCGGUGGCCGCGGGGCGCCCUGCGCGGGGCCAGGAGCGCGAUGGUCAGCCGCCGUGGCGCGGCAAGAUGCUGGAUGGGCCCCUGCUGGCGCGCUGGCUGGCCGUGGCCUUCGCGCUGACGCUGCUACUUGCCGCACUGCGCCCCUCAGCCGCCUACUUCGGGCUGACCGGCAGCGAGCCCCUGACCAUCCUUCCACUGACCCUGGAUCCAGAGGCGGCCGUGCAGGCACACUACAAGGCCUGUGAUCGACUGAAGCUGGAGCGAAAGCAGAGGCGCAUGUGCCGGCGGGACCCGGGUGUGGCGGAGACACUGGUAGAGGCAGUCAGCAUGAGCGCCCUGGAGUGUCAGUACCAGUUCCGCUUCGAGCGCUGGAACUGCACCCUGGAAGGCCGCUACAGGGCCAGCCUGCUCAAGAGAGGCUUCAAGGAGACAGCUUUCCUCUAUGCCAUCUCCUCGGCUGGCCUCACGCACGCACUGGCCAAGGCCUGCAGCGCAGGCCGCAUGGAGCGCUGCACCUGUGAUGAGGCACCUGACCUGGAGAACCGUGAGGCCUGGCAGUGGGGUGGCUGCGGGGACAACCUCAAGUACAGCAGCAAGUUCGUCAAGGAGUUUCUAGGCCGGCGGUCAAGCAAGGACCUGCGUGCUCGUGUGGACUUCCACAACAACCUCGUGGGUGUGAAGGUGAUCAAGGCUGGGGUGGAGACCACAUGCAAGUGCCAUGGUGUGUCUGGCUCCUGUACCGUGCGGACAUGCUGGCGACAGCUGGCACCCUUCCACGAGGUGGGCAAGCGCCUGAAGUACAAGUACGAGACGGCACUCAAGGUGGGCAGCACCACUAACGAGGCUGCUGGCGAGGCAGGUGCCAUCUCUCCACCCAGGGGCCGGGCUUUGGGCACAGGUGGUGACCCACUGCCCCGUACACCAGAGCUGGUGCACUUGGACGACUCACCCAGUUUCUGCCUGGCUGGCCGCUUCUCCCCAGGCACUGCAGGCCGCAGGUGCCACCGUGAGAAGAACUGCGAGAGCAUUUGCUGUGGGCGUGGCCAUAACACGCAGAGCCGGGUGGUGACACGGCCCUGCCAGUGCCAAGUGCGCUGGUGCUGCUACGUGGAGUGCAGACAGUGCACUCAGCGGGAGGAGGUCUACACCUGCAAGGGCUAGUGCCAGUUGGCCAGGCUGUCCCAGGGAUGCAGGCAGCAUGUGCAGCAGAGGCAUCCACACUUGCAGACUGAGCCCCAGACUGGGUGCCCCUAGCACUUGUGGGCAUGAGGCAGGAGCAGGAGCCCAGGGCAGGCUGGGGAGCCAUCUCUGCCUCUCUGUCUCCCCUCAAAGGCCUGAUCUGACCUCUGCAUACUCUCUGCUUGUCCCUCCCAGGGACCUGACAGCAUUGCACUGAUGCUUUCCAGGCUGUGUCUGUCCCUAAGACUCCAGUCCCUGUAUCACAGUGCCCCUUGACACUUGGGCUCCCUCUGAGGAGUGUGGUGCAUUUUCAUGACCAACUACACAGGGCUUCUGCAGCAGCCUGUGGGCUGCCCUCCUCCAGCUCUGGCUAGAGUCAAACCACUAGGAGAGGGACAGCCAGCCACCCAGGUGUGGGGGACACUGUUGCCACCCCCCAACAUCAAACACUUCUGUUUGGAGUGAUAACAGUGACUUUUAAGUUAUUUUUAUUUAACUAAUAUAUAAUAAUUAUUUUCUCUGUCCCCACUGCAUCCCAGGCUGUGGCUCUUCCAGACUGGAGGGGCCCCUUCCUCUUUCCUCGCCCCCCCCAUUCCCAGACUUCUUUGCCUGAUCUGCUUUGUGUUUGAAACCACUAAGUCAAGAGAGAUGUUGCUGUUGUUCUAAAUUAAAGUGAGCUAUGUCUGGCCUCCUCCCUCAGGGCUUCCAAAAGUCAGGUCCAGGCUGUCGUCCCCAGGGAGGCCGCCCCGGGAAGGGUGCCUGUGGGCACACAGCCCUGCACUCCAGCUCCCAAAUGCAGAUUCUGGGGCUGGGAGUGGCAGAGGCUGCCCUGCCCUCCCUAAGGGUUAUUCAUGGGCAGAGGGGCAGGGCCAGCCCCUUGGAGCAUUUAUUUCACAAAGAACACACAGUUUGUUCUGUGUCACUGUGGGGGGAAGCAGGGUGGGGAAAGAUGUGACAGUGUCUGGGGCCAGGAUUUGACAAAUGGCUAUGUUCCUUGGCCAUCCUGUUGUCUUUGACAGAAGGGGAAAAGGAUGGCCUACACUGACCUGGCUUGGUUUUGGUGUGAGAUAUAUGUGCACACAUGUGCAAUGCGCACACAUAUGAGAUGCAUGUGUACUAGCAUGUGUGCAUGAGCGUAGGCACAUGCCUGUAUCUGUGUGUACAUGAGUAUGGACACAUACGUGUGUUUGUGGCUAUGCAUGUACGUACACGGAUGCAUGCACCUGAGCAGGUGUGCUAUGUGCAUGUUGUGUGCAUGCGUGGAGGGCAUGAGUGAUAUGUGUGCAUGUGUGUGAGCAUGUGCUUGUGUGUGUGUGUUGGUGUGAUCUGUGGGUGGCUGGAUAUGGCCUCCACCCUGUGUCCUUCUUUAGCAUGGGCCUCUCCUUCCCACGUUGACGUGAAUGGCAGUCUCGGCUCUGGAGCCUCUGCCCUAGGCUUGUCCUGCUUGGCUGGGUGGCUGUGCUCCAAGGGUGCAGGCAGUGUGGAAGCGGGAACUACUGAACUAGGGUGUUCCUCGGAGUCCCAGGGGGCUCCAGGAACCCCAGGGAACUGUGUUUUUAAAAGGAAACCUAUUUAUGUUAAUGUGGGUCUCUUAGUCCCUGUUUUAUAGUGUUAAUAGUAAAGUUUAUUCUCCUGUGGUUCAGAGAACACUCCGUGAAUAAUUGUGCUCUGGAGGCCCAUCCUGGGAGACAGCCAGAUAGACUCUGCAGUGGCAGAUGUGGGCCUGCCCCUUGUUCCCCGCAGGCCUGGCUGGACACGGCCAGGGUGUGGUGAGCAAGGGCGCAUCCUGGUUGUCCCCACCUGCAGGCGCCCAUAGCAGGUGGAGUGUCUUGCUCCCAUCAUAAGACUAGCCAGUCACUACUGGGUCUGGAAAGGUGGCAAGUCAGAGGAAGGAUUUUUUUUUUAAUUAAAUACCACAUUUAGCUAUAUGUCAUAAAUAUUAAGAAAAGUAUUUUUUUUAAACAAGGCAGACUGAAAAUGUCUGCUGGCUGGUUUGUUUAUAUAUAAACAUAUAUCAGAAUGUCUUGCUAAGCAAAGAAACAACUCCCGCUGAUGGAACCUCUCCUUAAUGUGCUUCUCUUUCAUGUGGCAGAGGGUCUCUGAAGAAACAUGUUGGUAGUGGGGCCAGAGCUCCAGGUUCAGGCUUACGAGGGGCCACGGGGGCAGGCCACCAUGCUGAGGGCCAGGCGGGUCCCGGCCACCUGCUUCCCACCAGCCGCUCGGAUGUGGGUUCUGGGCUUGGUUUGUCCAGGUCCGGAGGUCGGGAGGUGAGGGGCAUUCACAUAUGACAACUUUGCUCUGGGUGUUCAGCUUCUCCAGCUGGCCUGCCCACUUCUCUACCUCAUCUGUAUAGUGAAUAGGUGUGUACUCGAGUGACUUGGAGAAUGUAUUUAUUUAACGGCUUUGUGUAACACAACCAGAAACAAAUGGAAACACUAAAUAAACGUAUUUUAAAUUAUA